Molecule: messenger RNA, 2438 nt
Organism: Lingula anatina
Lineage: Eukaryota; Metazoa; Brachiopoda; Lingulata; Lingulida; Lingulidae
Product: E3 ubiquitin-protein ligase TRIM56
Molecular function (GO): zinc ion binding; protein binding
Source: RefSeq, a predicted model, not a curated record
GCAUACUUUAAUUAUAUAUUUUAAUAACACGUUAAACUCUUUUGUGAUACGGUACCGGUCUGCACGAGGUUGAAAAAUACGUGUAGUCUAAAGACAAAUAAAACAAAUGGCCGCCACAUCCAGGGGCGCGGCUGAAGAUGACGACAGCCUAAGAGCGGUGAUAACAGAGCACUUUGUGAAUUGCCCUAUUUGUUUUAAGGAAUAUGACGAGCCGACAUCGUUGCCAUGUCUUCACUCUUACUGCAAGGGCUGUCUGAAGACGCACGUUGGUGAUUUGACCCCAGGGAGAACGUUCUCAUGUCCAGUAUGCCAACGGGAGACGCGGGUCCCAACAGAAGGACUUGAGGGAUUCUCUCAUAAUUUUUAUAUUGAAAGCCUACAGGACACCUUGCUGCAGCCCCCAAGGAAGAGAACUUGUGGUGCGUGUGCCUUAGCUACAGAGGCUGUCGUGGAUGCGACGUCCAAAUGCAUCAGUUGCCAUGAGUAUCUGUGUGAGCAAUGUGCCCCGUACCAUUGCAGGACCAAGUUCACGAAAGAUCAUAAAAUUUUCACGCUUGAACAGUUGCGAAGUAAAGAAUACAAGGCAGAGAUCCAAGAACUGCAGAUUUUCUUAUGUCCAGACCACAAAGAUGAAGCCAUUAAGUACUUCUGCAAAAAGUGUCAACGACCAAUCUGCCGUGACUGCAAGAUUUUGAUUCAUGACGAUCACAAGUGCAUUUCUCUUGAUGCAGCUGCUGAAACGGUGACACAAACCCUGCAAACUAAACUUGACCAUCUCGAAAAGAAGUUCAUAGAGGAAGAUGAGUUGUUGUUGGCUCUCGAGAAGAACACCAUUGAUGUCGAGGCAAAUAUUAAACAACGGACAGUACAUCUUCACAGUUUGGUUGACCAGCAAGAAAAAGUUCUCAUGGAAAAGGUACAUGCACAGAAAAAGUCCUUAGAUAUUAGCCUAGAACACCACAAAACAAGUAAAGGUACCGUAGACUUGGUGAAAGGUGUUCUUGGCCAUGCUUCGCCAGGGGAGCUUCUAAUGAUGCAACAGCAACUGCGUGACCAGAUGGACAACCUUCAGGCCAGUUCCAGCUCCAAAAAGAUCCCACCACUGCUCUCUUUACAGCUACAGGAAGGGGUCAAGGAAGACCUAUCCAGCGGAAAGUGGUUUGGCAAAAUUGUGGAGGUCCAAAAUUUGGAAUUGAGAACCACAGAAGAAAAGAAAAUUGACAACUUGUCUAUGUUAGCAUCUCAGAAUGUGGUACAAGGUUCUCACGAAAUGAAGCAAAUGUUGGAAAAACCAAGCUGUGGUAAAGAAAAGGAAGUUAGGACCCAGAAAAUGAGACCUCCUGCAAAGUGUAUUCAGGAGUUCCACACCAAGUGCAAGUACCCUGGUGCCAUUGUGGUUACAGGAGACAGAAAGUAUGCCAUUGCAGACUUUGAUUACCAUUCAUGGUUUGUGUUUACCUUCAAACAGGAGAAUUUGAAGAAGAAAUCAUUGAAGCAGAAAAAGACAGUGAGCUUGAGACAGUACAAGGUCUCUGUCACCUCCCCAGUGGUAGAACUGUCAUAUCAGAUUACUGGAAUGACAGUAUAUUUGUUAUGUCAAAGCUUUGGAACCCUGUGACAGUUAAAUAUGUGGAUGGACCAUGCGGCAUUGCUGUCAAUAGUAAGAAUCAUAUUGCUGUUGCACAGUUUCACAAAAAAUGUAUCACUGUGUUCAGAAUUGACCCAGAUGGGAAAAUGACUAAAACUGGUGUUAUAAAUCCUGAAGAUUUCCCGGGUCCAUCAUGCAUAGCAUACACAAAUAAAGAUUUACUUGUUGUAGGGCAUGUCAGACAUGGCAGGGUUGACAUCUUGAAUCCGUCAGAUGACAACUUAGAAAUUUGUCAUUAUAAAGGUCCAGAUAACAACCUGAAUUUGCCUCAGAGCAUUUGUGUGGAUAAAUAUGACAACAUAUACAUAGCAGAUAGGGUAACAAUAGGUGCACGUAUCCACAUUAUAUCUCCAGAGGCGAAGCUUAUUCAGUACUUUGAAACUAAAGCACUUAGUGUUAGUUUCAGGUCACCAUGGGGGUUGGCAAUCAACCAAAAUGGGGACUUGGUUGUGGGGUUUUAUGGAGGGAAAGUGAAGGUUUUCAGCAGUAGAAAUUUAACAUAGUGAGUUGAGUUUAUGAAAUACAAUAUUGAAAACUGUACAGCAAAAAAGAAGAAACAAUACGUACAGCCAAAAUGGGUAAAUGCAUUUUUGCGAUAUGUCUGCAUUCAAUACUUGUUACAUUUGCAAAACUUUUUCUGAAGUAUAUAAAGUAUAUAAGGUUUUUAAAGGACAAUUUUUUAAAAAAUCUGUAUUUUUUUAAUUUAUAGGAUAAUCACAUCAAAUUGCCAGAGGUGAUACAUGUACCAUGUCAUAACAACCUAUGGAGUUUCAUCCAAAGGAUUUUUUUU